Molecule: messenger RNA, 2576 nt
Organism: Lampris incognitus (smalleye Pacific opah)
Lineage: Eukaryota; Metazoa; Chordata; Actinopteri; Lampriformes; Lampridae
Gene: fsaf1
Product: chromosome 15 C1orf131 homolog
Exons: 8
Coding region: 118-912 (264 amino acids)
Source: RefSeq, a predicted model, not a curated record
UGGCCGGGAAGAGCCCGUCUCCGAGCUGCGGCGCGCAGCACACGUGGUGGGUCGCCUGUAAACGCUUGUUUCUCGCUGCGGGCGGCGACCGCCUGUCCCUGCCGUUUUAGGCUGGAGAUGAGUCGGAAUACCAACAGCAACGAAGACGACGGCGUUUUCUUUCUUGAUGAAGUGCUGAAGAAGCUAUAUGAGUUUGAAAAUGGAGCCGCUUCAGGAAACAAGAUCAAGUCUCAGAAGAAGAAAAAACGUAAGCGAUGUCAGGAGGAGGAAGAACUAGUCACUGCUGAAGAUGUCUGCGGUAAUAGUAAAGAGCCCAGAGCAGAGCGUGGUGAUAGUAGGCACCACCAGGAAAACGCCAAGACAGUCAGCCCUGCUGCCAAACAAACCAGUCCUCCCAUUCAACCCAAACCCCAGGUUGAGGUGGUCGUAUUUCAGGACCCCACCAAAAUGAACAGAAUCAAGCAGGCACCAGCUUCUGACGUAAAUAGCGUAGGCCUACAUUCGCCCCUUCAGCUAAAGGCAAAAGGAAAGGCAAACACAGAGCAUCCUGAAGACUUCACCUUGGAAAAGGCUCGCCUGGAGGUCCAUCGGUUUGGAAUCACCGGUUACAAGAAGGAGCAGCAGCGUGUAUUUGAACAAGACAGGGCAAUCAUGCUGGGAGCCAAUGCCCCGAAGAAGGAGUAUGUCAACUACCGGGUUCUACAACAGACGAUCAAAGAGAAGAAAGAUAAAGUUAAGGUGGAGGUUGAACCGGAUCUGAAGAACAAGAAGAAACAAAGUAAACCAAGGGCCAAGAAGAAGGCAUCGUCUGGGUCGGGCUCCACGUCUUCAGCUCAGAUGGGGCGCUUCAAGGACGGCAUGCUCAUCCUCAGCUCGAAGGAGAUCCAGAAAAUCAAACGUUCUCGCAAAUAAGUCUGGUGUUCAGCUCAGACAACAACAGACCGGAGGCAAGGCAGAAGGUGGAAAAAAUAAAUGAAAUGUCCGAGACUUAAAUACUGCAAUGUAUCCAGACGUCCUGUAGAAGAACUGGACAGGAAUACUGAAGAUUAGCACUAGAACGACUAAGGCGGUCGUUUUGGCCGUGUUGGAUUUUCAAAGUUUAAUAACUUUGUGAAGCAAAAAAAAAAAAAGAUACAGACCUGCCGCUCCCUGAAUGCUCCUAAAAUUGCAUAUAUUUGCAUUAAAAUUAGUUAUGGAUCAAUUGCACGAAAAAAGUUAUAAGAUCUAGCUAAAACGACCAUGAGCGGUCAUUUUCACCGCUCGUAAUUUGCACGUGAUUGUGCGCGUCAUGUCAGUAUUUAUGACGUGUGUUGGUGGCGUCAUUUCCUUCGUGAAGUUCAUUAGUCUGUUCUGGAAACACACUAGCGUCCUCCAGUGCAGAGAAAUAGUCUAAACUUGAUUGCCAACAUGUCUGGUUACAGACGCACCAUGACUACCACCGAGGCGUUGCAGUAUUUACAGGCGUUGGACAGCGGCCAUUUUAAAUUGUUUGAAAAACAGUAUUAUAGUUGUUUAAAUGUUAAUUUUGGUGUCAGUUUCAUAACAGACAUACUAACAUAUGUAAUGCAUUAAUAUCUCAGUUGGGUAUUUAUCUUGACAGAAUAUAGAGUUUAAAACCCAGUGGUCAUUUUGACUGCCCAUGGUCGUUUUAGGUAGGAGUGAAAUCCCGGUCGUUCUAGUGUGAAGUGGGCACUACACUAUUACUACACCUGUGCAGCCAAACGUUUCUCAGUGAAAUGUGGAGGUUGUGAAUGACUGCUAAGAUCAACUUUUUUUUUUUAAUUAUUAUUAUUAUUCUCCAAAAUGGAGUCCUGACUCCACAGGUAACACUUCCAACACCAAAUCAACAGACAGUCAAAUCUUGUACCAUCAAAUGUUUUUUUAUUUUACAAAGGAACAGAAAAUACAACUGAUUUUUUUUUUUCUUUCGCCAUGUGAGGUUCAGAAAAUGAUGCAGAAAGUGUUUUUGUUAUAUACAAACAAACCACAGCCGUACAAAGCUUGUACAUCUGGCAGUGGAAGGGACGACGGCGACUGUAGAAACUGAACAGGAUGCAGACGAAUUGGUCCUGACCGUUGCACAACGUGACGCAAGACUUGUUAUGGCGGUACACACACACACAUUCAUGAGGAAAGACGGCAGCUCACCAGAGGAUAUCAAAGCUGGUGCACUUCUGCACGUACCGCCCGUGUCAUUGUUCACUCGCUUUAUUUUGAGUUGUGUCUCAGGCGUGAACAUGACAGACACAAAGCGAGGCGGUCUUACGGCGGUGUUCUCUGGGGGGAGCGGACUAAGAGGAUUUGAUGUGGGAAAUAAAGGAACAUAAUUUGGCAGUGUGAAGCUGCAUUAAGGUCGCAAUUCUCACAGUGUGUCCUCCCGAGACGGUCUUCAUACACGCGGAGGAAAAACUAAACAGAAGUGUACUAAGUGGUUAUGUAAGAUGGAUUUUAUAUAACGUAAGGUGAUUAUUCAGUUUUAGGAAUAAUCGUUAAGCUGUUUGACGCAAUCCAUGAGUGGCGUUUGACCUUUGCACUAUGAAUAAGUGAGAACAUGUAACGAACAAAUAAAAACAAUU